Molecule: messenger RNA, 2814 nt
Organism: Ilex paraguariensis (yerba mate)
Lineage: Eukaryota; Viridiplantae; Streptophyta; Magnoliopsida; Aquifoliales; Aquifoliaceae
Source: the annotation of a GenBank genome assembly
AUGACGGUUGUUACCCAACAACUUCAGCAGCAAUCUCAGAUUUCGCAGCAACAUCCUUUCAAGCAACAAGUACAAAAUCAGCUUUUGAAGAAGGAUUUCAAUCAGGGGGUUAUCUCUUGCGCAAACGUGCAAACUGAGAACCAGCGGACCACCUUUUCAACUCCUCAGAUGCAGUCUCCCCGGCAGACUGUCAUGAAAACACCUUCUGUUAUGCAUCUUUCUUUGGGACAGUCAGUUCCGUUACCUGGUCUUCCACAGAAUCAGCAGUAUUCUGUUAGACAGUCUAAACAACCUUUACUUGAGCAAGAUCCUCAGUCUUUAAGGAAACAGCAACAGCCACAACAGGCUCCAGUUAAUAAUCAAGAAGUGCCAUUGCUGCGACAACUAAUGUUGCCACCAGAGCAGCAACAACAGUUUAUGGGACAGCUACCAGAUUCAACUGACAUUCAACUGGACCAAUCAAAGGGGAAACAAAAAUGUGCCUUUGACAUGCAGCAUCAGAAGUUAUUGGUCCACAACGACCAUUCAACUCCACAUCCACAACAGUUGGGCCAGCAAAGUAACACAUCUAGGUCCAAUGGAGCACAAUCUGUGACACUAGAUUCAAUAUGUGAGGCCAGACAAGAAAACGACGAUGAUUUGCAAGAGGAGGUCUAUCAAAAGGUUACAGCUAUGAGGGACAUAUACUUUCCAAAACUCAGGGAAGCCCACAAAAAGUUUCUUCAUCUUGCAAGAUCUUCUCAGGUCAAUUCUCUUCCGGAACAAGAAAAGACUGCCCAUCUCGAGAGGUUCAAAAAGAUAGCAAAUGCAUUUAAGUAUUACGGAACAUUUUUACACCUACCCAAAAAUAAGCUAUCAACAGAUCACAAAAGGAUGGUGGAUGUGAUUGAGAAAAAGAUCAUUGAUUUUCUUAAAUUCGCUGGGCCAGAAAAGUCCAGUUCUUCACUGCGGCAGCAUGUGCCCCAACCCCUUGUGCAGUUAUCACAAAUGUCUAUGCUGCCACAAUCUCAAAAUCCUCAAGGUGAUCCUUGUGGAAACCAAAUCAAUCCCCAUUUUCAAUUGAACAACUCGUGCUCUAAAAUUGAAAUGCAAAAGAAUAAUGUGACAAGCUUGCAGCAGUCUGCGAUUUUAUCUGACACCACAACUUCACCGCAGACCAUAAUGAAUUUGCAACAGCCUUGUAGAAAUUUGGAUGGAGAACAAGGGAUUGGUUUUAGUUCAUUUAUAAAAUAUUCUGCAAGUGACCCUCAACCCAACACCGUUUUGUCACAAAGUCUGCAGAACAUUAAUCCCUUUGAAUCGCAUACUAUGCUUCAGAGCAUGCAUCUCAAAUCACAGAAUGACCAACAACCAAUUAAGGCUCAAGAUGCAAAGAAACAGCUUCAGCAGUGCAACCAAACACAUGUUCAUCAGAUGAACGAAAUAGACAACCAGAAAGUGAUACAAAGCAUGGAUGUUAAAGGGCAGGUUCUUUUGCAAUAUCCCUUAGCAGGCCACCAUUCAAUGAAUAACCAUCACCAAGUGAAGUCAGAAUCUCCAUCCCCUCUCUCUUCACCCCAACUUCUUCAGGCGGAGGCAUCUCUUCAAAUUCCUCAACAUUCCUCUACAUAUGUUGACCAGAAAAAUUUGCAGAGAUCUCUUGAAAAAGCGGGAACCCCUUUUCCAUCUCUGGACUUAUCAGCUCCUGUUCCUUCUCCUUCAUCUUCCUUGUCUCCAUCCUCCAUUAAAUGGAAUUCUGAAAAACUUACUUCAAGUAUUUGCUCACUCUCAAAUUAUGCAAGUAUUGGACUUCAACAAACAACUGAUGGGGCAGCAUCAGCCACACCCCUUUUGAUACCCACUCCUGGAUCAUCAGCCUCGCCUUUGCUUGCAUUGUGUAAUGAUCUGGAUGGAAAUCAUAAUAGCAUUCUACCAACUGAUGGUUGCGACUCUAGUGUUUCCAAGCAGCCUUUUCAGCGCCUACUUAAAGCGGUGAGAUCAAUGUCGCAUGAAGCAUUAAGUGCUUCUGUUGGUGGCAUGGAGUCAGUUGUCAGUAUUGUUGAGAGGACAGCUGGAUCAACUCCAGGUGAUGGAUCUAGGAUGGCAGUUGGUGAGGAUUUGGUUGCCAUGACUAAUUGUCAUUUGCAAGGAAGAAAUUACACCAUGCCAGUUGGGAUUGCUGGAAGAAAGAGAGCCAGGUGCUACACAAUUGAAGUGCCCUCAAAUACUGUUUCAUCAGUAAGCAGCAUUAAUGAUAGUGUCAAGCUGUUGACUAGCUACGAGGCAUCUGACUUGGAGUCAACUGCAACAUCUUAUAGCAAGAGGCCAAGGACUGAGGUCAAUUAUUCUCUGUUGGAAGAAAUAAAAGAGAUAAACCGGAAAUUGAUAGAAACUGUGGUUGAUAUCAAUGCUGAAGAUGUCAAUUCAAUGGUGGCCACUUCGGUUACUGAAGGUAGUGAAGGGACCAUCGUCAAGUGUUCUUAUAGUCCGGUGGCCGUCAGUCCUAAAUUGAAUUCACAGGAUGCAUCAUUAAAACUGGUACCUAUCAAGCCCCUACAGUUACUUGUCCCGACAAAUUAUCCAAGUUGCUCCCCAAUAUUCCUAGAGAAGUUAUCCGCGGAAACCAGUACGGGUGAUGAUGAUCUCUCAGCGAAGGCAAAAUCAAAGCUCGAUGUAUCUCUCCGAACCCUUCGCCAACCUAUGUCACUUGGAGAGAUAGCAAAGACGUGGGAUGCAUGUGCUCGCACAGUUUUUUCCGAAUAUGCACAGCAGCAUGGUGGAGGGAACUUCAGCUCAAGAUAUGGAACUUGGAAGAACUGCCUAACUGAUGCUUGA